ACAGUUAGUCAGUUGAGCACGCACCAUUGAGCGAGGUGGAGUGUCUAAAUUGGUUGCUGCUCCUCUGUGUGUGUUUGUUUGUGUUUGUGAGUGCGUCUUUGGAGCAACGAACGAUUGGGAGUCUAUUAAUUCAAGAUGCGAAUUACAUACAUCAUUCUAGCUACGCUCAGCGUAACGCUAGCGGCGCCUUCAACCGAAACUUCCGCUUCCUCAAUGGAGGAGCUGAACAACAAAUGUGAUCACAAGUUGACGAAAUCGAACAAAUAUUUGGAUUAUCCAUUUUGGAAGAAGUUCUUCAAGCAUUGGGUUCCAUUCACAAGUAGCUCGCGUGUCAAAAUGCAAUUCUUUCUAUUCAAAAAGGAUUUCCCUGAUUGCGGUCGAGAACUUUUCCCAGGCGACGAUGAAACCUUGGAGCAUUCUGGUUUCGAUUCACGUCAUCCCACACGCAUUAUAAUACAUGGCUGGAUGAGUCAGGGCAAGGGAUCGCUCAAUCGAGACGUGAAGACCGCCUAUCUGAGCUUGACAAAACCGCGACCCAAAGCUGAAGGUAAUGAAGAUAACGAAAUCAAAAUUCCUCUCUAUGAAGACUUCAAUAUUGUUGUCUGCGAUUGGAGUAAAAUUUCCUCGAAUGUGAAUUACUUUGGGGUCGCCGAUAUGGUCGAAGAUCUGGGAUUUCUACUCGCCGAAUUUGUGCGUCAUCUUCACAUGCGAGCGGGACUUAACUAUGAUGAUGUUUACUUGAUUGGUCACUCGUUGGGUGCCCAAAUCGCCGGAAGUGCUGGAAAACAAAUAAAACCCUAUCGCUUCAAUACGAUAUAUGCCCUGGAUCCGGCUGGACCUGCUUUCCGUGAUCAGAGCGAUGAAUAUCGCGUCGAUGCCAGUGAUGCGCACUAUGUGGAAUCGAUACAGACGAGCACGGGGUUAGGUUUUGAGCAGCCCGUCGGACAUGCGUCGUUCUAUCCGAACUUUGGCAAGGAUCAGAAAAAGUGCUAUAUGUAUGGCUGUUCGCAUAAGCGAGCUCACGAUUAUUUUGCCGAGUCCAUCAAUAGCACCAAGGGCUUUUGGGGCAUUCGCUGUGAACGCAUGUCACGCAAGAAUUGGAUAUUGCUGGAUAAUGACGGCGAGUUUCGCAUGGGUGGCGAACCUUCGAAUCCCAAGAACGGCACCUUCUAUGUGAAGACCUACGAUAAACCUCCUUAUGCCAUGGGCAAAAGAGAGGAGCUGGCCAAGGAACCGCCCAAGGAGGAAGCUACUACUAUCGUUUAUCAUUAGGAAAGUAUUACAAAUAAUAUUUAAUGUGCACAGCGAGUGAGAUUGUCAGAGAUAUUUCUAUAGAUUCCUAGCCAAGCUACGAAAUAGUUUCGAAUAUUAUUCAUUUUUGUAUAAUUCUCAAAAAUGUAUAAAUACAUUUUAAAUAAAUAUUAUAAUCAAAAAGAA
Drosophila albomicans is the source of this 1437-nucleotide messenger RNA. RefSeq names its product phospholipase A1. Gene Ontology annotation, biological process: lipid metabolic process. Gene Ontology annotation, molecular function: lipase activity. NCBI's taxonomy places the organism in Eukaryota, Metazoa, Arthropoda, Insecta, Diptera, Drosophilidae. The transcript is spliced from 3 exons. The record is from RefSeq and is a predicted model, not a curated record. The coding region runs from base 136 to 1272 and encodes 378 amino acids.